AUGUGCGACAAGAACCUCGCUGCAGAGAAAUGGUACCAUGGACUGCUGCCGCGUGAGGAUAUCAAGGUGAUUUGGUGAAAAUUUUGUAUUUAAAAAUUUCCGGAGGAAUAAUCCACUCGGGCAAAUUCGGAAGGGUUCGCUAAAAAAAGAAGCUAAAAAAAAGAGGCUUAAAAAUGGCCGCAGAAAGGCUGAAGAAAGGCAGCAAAAAGGCCGCAGAAAGGCACCAAAAAUGAUUCUAUAUCGAGACAUCCAUUUUUUCUAGGAUCUUAAAGGCUCAGGAAAUGGUGAAAAAUAAGAAAGGCAGCAAAAAAUGGUGCAUAAGUAGGGUCCGCAAGCCAUUUCUUCAAAACGAUCCAAAAAAUAUGUUUUUUACACUGUUCGAUAGAGGAGACUGUCCAUUUUCAUAAUCCGUUCAGUUUUAGAAAAAAGCUCCACUAAGAAAAAAGUUAUGGCCAAAAAACUAGCGCGCGCGGCGUUCAACUGGAGGCAAAAUCUCACGGUUUACCCGCUGCCGCACGCUUUCUUUUUAAAUGUUUUUGCGCGUUUCUGGACCGUUUUUAAAUCGGUUUUCCGUUCUGAGAGGUUGUCCGAACUGAGCCUCAUGUUUUGGUAUGAAUCUUUUUGUACAAUCCUCAUAAGAAUUUUUUUGAUAAAAUAUCAAAAAAACUACCUAGAAAAAAAGGUCAGAAGGAAUUUUUCAGCUCAUUUUUUUCUUUUUUUCUAAUCAGAAAAAAAUUAUUAUCAUUUGGUUUGGAAAAAAAGAAAAAAAUGAAAAAAAUAAUGUUAUUUCGAAAUAAAAACAGGAAAAUGUGCAAUUUGACUCCAAAAAAAGGCUCCUGCAACAUUUAAAAGUGCGCAUCGGUGUGUUUGACGCAAACACAGCUACGAACGCUUGCACGAAAUCUUCCGAAAUUUCAAAAAAAAUUGCCAUUUUUUCGAGGUUUUCAAAGCCGUUAUUUUUUUCGCGUCGUUAGAUUUUUUUCAUAAUUUUUUCAUUGAUAGAGUUUUGAACGCUCAAUAACAUAAUCAAAAGUAUAGACGCGAUCCUAUUCUCUCAUGUGUCAACGAGGCAGGCGAAAAAAGGAGGUUUUGGUAAAACUCAAAUAUAAUUUGAUUCGCUGUCCCAAUAAUUAUUUUCAUUCUGAAUUUUUAUUUUUGAACACAUUGUGAGUUUUUAAAUCAAAUAAAAAGUAUACCUUGUCGCUGAAAUUUUUUCGCAUUUCAGCUUCAAAGUUUGGUGUCACUUUACAAGCUUCGAUUUUUUUCGCGUCGUUAGAUUUUUUUAAAUUUUUUUACUCAAAAAAAAUAAAGAAAGUGUUAAUGUAUAACAUACUCAAAAUUCGGAAGCGUUCCUCACUUGGUUUUCAGAAACGCGACGAUUUUGUGAAACUUGUCCGUUUCUUUCGUGUUAAAUCUUACUUUUUCGCUUAUUUUUGAAAAAUACAUAGUUUAAAAAUUUUUCAGUCUUGUAGAGCGUUGUCGAUUACAUAGAUUAACAGAAACAGUUCAUUUUUAAAGUGGGACUUUAGCUAGUAUAAACGCCUCAAAACCGUUUCUGCAACAAAAAAAUCGUCAUUUUGGUGGCGUGAAGGGGCGGGGCUUUGCGCCCCCUAUGCAUAAGGGCCGAUAAAAUGGCGCAAAAAGGCAGAAAAAAAGGAACAUUUCUAUGGAGCCAUUUCAACCUUUUCCGACUUUGCCUAUGUGUUCUUUUUAUCCCGAAAAAUGGCCAAAAUACUGAGAUUUUUAAAGCGAAAAAAGGCAUUGCCAAUUUUUGUCAUUUCCUGCAGUUGUUUGACUAACUCUUCCUGCCAAUUCUUCUGCCAGGUCAAAGAAAAAUGCAAAUUUUACCGUAAGAUAUACCGUAGGAUCAUCAAAAAUCUUUUUAAGCUAUUUUUGGUCCGUCUCAAUUUUUAUUCGGACUAUGCGCCUUUAAAAAUUCUCGUUAUGCGCCUUUAAAAUUUCUUGGAAGCUUUUUUUCCGUUCAAAAUAUCUUACUAUUAAGUUUUGAAGCGUAGGAACUGAAUUUUCGAACAGAUUAAAAUAUUCUAGAAGUUUUAAGCCAAAACUUAGGAGUCUAAUAUUUUUUUCUUCAUAGAAAUUAUUAAUAGAAUAUUUUUUUCCAGAUGAUGUUAAGCAAAAACGGGGACUUUCUCGUGAGAUCCAGCGAGCCGGUGAAGGGAGAACCACGGCAGUACGUUCUGUCGGCCAUGCAGAACGAAACUUUCGAGGAUCAAGGGGUAUAUAAUCUUUCCAGAUUUAGAAUGUCAAGUCGUCGCCCAAGCUCCGCCCCUAAUGGCGCGAUAAACUAAUCAGAGAGCGAGCCAUUCACAGAGCGUUUUCGAAUGACGGCUUUCUACUCGAAAUUCAAAAUCUGAACAGAUUUUGGUCUAUUCGUAAACGAUUUCGAGGUUUUUAAAGGGACAUGGCUCAUCGUUUCGAGACCCAUAAUAUAAUGAAAUCAUUUUCUUCACUCUCAGUCCUCCGAAAAAUCAUUUAUUCCUUUUGAGAGCUUCAUUCUGGUCACUUUUGCCUAAAAAAGGAGCUUAUAAGUUUCAAGACACAUUUUGGAGAUUAGGGUAUGCGCCUUUAAACUUGUAAACGAUUUUUUCGUUUCAGGACCAGUUUCCUGAGUUCUUGAGUCCGAAAAAAAUAGCCGGGUGCAAAAUUGAAACGAAAAAAAAAAAUGAAAAUAAAACUUAAAGGCACAGGCGCCUUUGCCCUAGAAUGUAUCUCAUAAAGAAAAUCUGAUUUUUUCCUCUAAAACUCAAAAAAUCUUUAAGAUCGUGUUAGGACAUUUUUCCCAAAAUCUACAUGCUCCUUUAAAUUUUCGUUUUGCAGAUAAAACAUUUUGUACUUCGUGAAAAACAGGGGAAAAUCUUCAUUGAACUGCAAGGAUUUGACACAGUAAGCAAACUGGUGACGCAUCACAUUACGACCAAAGAGCCCAUUUCAAAGGUUUUUCAAUGAUUCGAGCAAAGUCGGAAUGGUGGAUAAUGGGCGUUAAAAAGGAGAGGGUUAAAAAGGCUGCUGAAAGGUUGCAAAAAGGCAGCAAAAUGGCUGCGAAAAGGUCGCAAAACGGCCCCAAAAAGGCAGCAAAAAGGUCGCAAAAAGAGUCCCUUUAUCGAGCCUUCCAUUUUUUCUAAGAUUUUAAAGGCUCCAGAAAUGGUGGAAAAAGGAAGAGGCAGCAAAAAUGGAGCAUAAAAGCCCAUGAAAUGGCAGCAAAAAGGCCCCAAAAAGGUCGCAAAAAGGCUGCAAAAAGGCCGCAAAAAGGCUGCAAAAAGGCUUCAAAAUGGCAGCAAAAUGGCAGCAAAAUGGCACCAAAAAGACUUCAAAAAGAGUCCAUUUAUCGAGCCUUCCAUUUUAUGGGAUUUCAAAGGCUCAAGAAAGGAUGGGAAAAGGGAGAGGCAGCAAAAAUGGUGCAUAAAGGCCUAAAAAAUGGCCCAAAAAGGCAGCAAAAAGGAACUUUUCUAUGAAGCCUUUUCACCAUAUCCUACUUUACCUAUGAAUUAUUUUCAAUCAUUUCAUGGAAUAAAAAUUAAGACAACGGUGCUCAAAAACCCGAUACUGCGACAAAAUUGGGAGAUCGCUCAUGAGGACGUCAUUUUAACGAAAAAACUCGGGGAAGGCGCGUUUGGCGAGGUUUUUUUGAAUUUAGAACAAUUUUUUUGAUUUUUUUAUAGUAUUAAUUUGGCUUCUCCUGAUGGUCUUUCUCAAUUUUUAAAAGAUGUUUUUUUCUCAUCUUCAACCUUUUUUAAAGGGAAAAAAACUUGGAAAAAAAGGCGUAUUUAGCGAGGUUUUUUUGUGGAGUUUUUUUCGAACUAGAAACGAAAAUUUUUGAGCUUUCCAAUACUAACUUAGCUUCUCAGAUUAUUUUUCCUUAUUUUUUUAAAAAAAUUGGGUGACAAAAAAACUAGGAGAAGACGCUUUUUAGACACUAAUAGUUGAAAAAAAAAUUUUUUUCUGUAGUUUUUCUCAUUUCUGAACUUCUACAAGCUCAAAUUGGCUCCCCAAGUAAUUUUUUACUUUUUCAGAAAUAUUUCAAUAUCAAUUCCUACUUUUUUAAUGGUUCUCAUAACUUGAAAUAACUCCUUUUUCUCGUUUUUUCGACUUUGAAGCCCUUUAAUUUUUUUAAAAACGGACCAUCUUUUCAAAUUCCACUUUCUUAACCCUAAAGUGGCCUCUCCAUCUUUUUCCAAGUUUCUUUGGCUUUCUUGCAUUUAUUGAACCUCAGAGCGUUCUCAAAAGAUAGAAAAAUAGCUGGAAUAUCGAAAAAUUCCAGGUUUGGAAAGGAAAACUAGCGAGGAACGGCAACACGGUGAAUGUCGCUGUCAAAACGGUUUUCUUUGAUUUUUCUUUCUAAAUCGAAAAAAUUCAGGCAAAACUCGAACAACUACACAAGGAGCAAAUUAAGGAAAUUAUGCGGGAGGCGAGGCUCAUGAGGAAUCUCGAUGUAACUAUAAGUUUUCUUUGAAGGCAUAGGGGCGGAGUUUCAGGUGAAAGCAGUAUCUUAUAUAGUUUAUCAUUGCGAAUCGAACGGUCCACUCAAAAAAUCACAGAUAUGACUAAUUUUAAAAGCGUCUUUAUUUUCCCGCCAUUUGAAUUUGGAAAGGAUGGAAAUAGUAAAAGGCGCGCCGAUGAUAAAUAAACUUUUUGUUGUCCAAAUUUUUUUCAAAAAAAUUCGUUUAUAGAUGAAAUAAACUACGUAGAUAACGCACCUGCUGAUCCGGGGGUUUUUUUCACCCGUUCAAAAAGCACUGGAGCAUUUUUCAGCCAAAUAUUUUUAUUCAGUUUUUUUAUUAUUUUUUUCCUGUUAUCUACGUAUUUUUAUUUCAUAAUAAUCAUAAUUCUUCCUUUCAGACAGUUUAUAUCAUCUUCAAUCAUUUCUAUCGAUAAAACCUAGGUUUUAGGCGCUAAUAAAUCUACUAAAAGACAAAAUGUGAGAAAGAAAUAUUUUUUUAAGUGGAAAUCAAGAUGCUCCAAAGUAUUUUUCCAGUCAAGUUUCUUGACCAAAAACUGCAAUUUUUUAAAAACAGAGCAAAAAAAGUAACCGUAAUUCAACGCCAAAAACAGCAAAAAACAAAGGUCUUGAAACGAAAUUGGUCAGAUUUUUUUUUUUCAAAAAAUAACGUACGCGGAAUGGACUAUAAAACAUCAACAGAUUCCCCUAAAAUUCGAAUAUUUUUCAGCACCCGAAUAUCAUAAAAUUCUACGGCGUGGCUGCUGGUUCAGAGCCUCUCUACGUCAUCAUGGAAUUGGUAAUUUUUUUCAACCCCCAAAAAAAAUUCAAUUUUUUUCUUAAAGUCCAGAUAAACUUGGAAACAUGAAAAAAACGAUAAAAUUCCAAAAAAAUAACAAAAAUAUGACAUCGAAAAUGACCAAUUCAACAAAAAAAAUUUAAAAAAUAAAAGAAUUCAAAUAAUAAUUUAUUAACCAAAAAUCUGAUAAAUUAUAACAAGCUCCAUGAGACAGAAAACAACAAUAACAAGGUAACAACACAUUUUGAGAAAAAUAACCCUUUUAUAUACGUCUGAAUCUCCUGUUUUCGCACUUUCGCUUGAAAUUUUCUGACCUGUCUGCGCUCUCUUUUCCCUCGUCGGUCAUAGAAAUGUGGGAAUAGCACUUGGAAGUGAGAGACGUCGAGGGAAAAAAGGACACAAUUUUUUCAAGUUGUCGCGGAAUGGACUUGAUAGUAAAUGGCCAUCGAAAAUGCGCCCGACUUGAGAUUCGCAGGGCUAAAGUUUUAGUUAGGGACUCCCAUAGAAUCAUAGUUCUACGAUGUAUAAAAAAGGGCCGAAAGGAAUGCGCCCGACUUGAAACGGUUUUCGCAGGAAUCUAGUUUAAGCUAGGAAUUACCAUAGAUUCAUAGUUAUACGAUAUAAAAGAAAGGGCCAUCAAAACUGCGCCCGACUUGAAACGGUUUUCGCCGGAUUAUAGUUAUAAGAUACAUGAGAAAUGAAUACUACCAAAAAAUGCGCCCGACUUGAAACGACUUGCGCAAAACCAUACCAUAGGUCGGAAAGGGUACAAAAAGGCUCCAUUUUGCGCCAUUUUAUCGGCCUUUAUGGACCAUUUUUGCUGCUUCUUCCUUUUUCCACCACUUCUUAAGCCUUUAAAAUCCUAGAAAAAAUGGAAAGCUCGAUAGAGGGACCCUUUUUGAUGCCCUUUUGGGGCCUUUUUGCGACCUUUUUACGGCCAUUUUGGGGCCUUUUUCAAGCCUUUUUGCAACCUUUUUGCAGCCUUUUUGGAGCCUUUUUGGUGCCUUUAUGGGGCCUUUUUGCAGCCUUUUUUGAGCCUCUUUGGUGCCCUUUUACUGCCUUUUCGCAGCCUUUUUGCUACCUUUUUCGAGCCUCUCCCUCUUAGCGGCCAUUAUCCACCAUUCCGACAACAAAAACCCAAAAUUUCCAGGCAGAUAGUGGAGCCCUCGACUCGUUCCUACAGAAAAAUUUGAUGGUGAUGCCAAAAAAGCUGGAGAUGAUCUAUCAGGCCUCGUGUGGCAUCGCCUACAUACACGAAAAACAUUUAUUACACCGGGAUAUUGCCGCGAGGAACUGUUUGUAUGAUAAUGGGCAGGUAAAUCUACCUGUUCUCUUCAGGGAAUUUCGAAAAAAAAUAUUAUUUGGUCGUUUUUUCGGGCAGAAAAUCGAUAUUUUUAGAAAAUCUUUUGAAAAAAACUGUAAAAUACGGUCUUUAUAUUUCUAUUAAGUGUGAUUUUAUACUGAAUAACUGAAUUUUUGAUUUCUACGAUUUUCAAAAUCGAUACAGGAUGUUAUAGAAAUUCAUUUAAAGCUCGAGAAAAAUUUUAAAACCCGAAAAAAGAAGAAAUAUAGCACAUUUUGAAGCAUCGUGACAAAUUUAAACCUUUAAAAUUGAUAGAAAAUCAAAAAUUUAGAGCAAAUUUUUUCCAAAAUGCUUCAGAAUCGAUAUUUUAGACGAAAUAUAUCAAAAUUUAAAAAAAUCCAGGUAAAAAUCUCCGAUUUUGGCCUAUCCAGAGAAGGGACAAUCUAUCAAAUGGACAUGAAGAAAAAGGUGAAUUUUUCGAAUUCUCCUAAAAAAAUGUAUUUUUCCAAGGUUCCCAUCCGUUGGCUUGCCCCGGAAACGAUCAAAAGCGGCAUCUACACGCAAAAAACGGACGUUUUCGCUUUCGGUAACACUUUUUUUGUGACUAAUCUUAAAGAAAAUCAAAAUUUUAGGUGUAAUGGCCUGGGAAAUAUUCGAAAAUGGAAAAGAGCCGUAUCCAGGGAUGUCUGUGGCCGAAGUGGCUGGGCAGGUUAGAAUUUAAAACAAAAUAGCCGCGGAAAAUGUGCUCCACGGCUAAAAGUUCGAAAAAAAACAGCGAGAGACGGUCUGAUUCAGAAGUAGGAACAAAAAAUGUGCUCCACGGCUAAAAGUUCGAAAAAAAAACAGCGAGAUACGGUCUGAUUCAGAAAUAGCAACGGAAAAUGUGCUCCACGGCAAAAAUAGCGAGAAACGGUCCACGAUAAAUAAUUCAGAGUCUGCUCCAAGGCUAAAAAUUUUAAAAUUUGUAUUUUUUUGAAACACUUUUGAAACUAAUAGAUGCCAGAAUUAUGGGGAAAUGCGCUCUAACGCUAAACCCGAUGUUUCGCGAUUUUCGCCAUGGAGCACACUUUCAUCUAACCUCUACAGCUAUUUUUUUCAUAACAUGAAAAAUUCCAGGUAACUACCGGCUACCGUAUGCCUUUUAAUUCCGAAGUUUGUCCCGAUUUGGCCAAGCAUUUGACGGUAAAUUUCGAAUUUAACUUUUCAAAAAGAUCAAAAUUAAGAAGCGCUGCUGGUCUGAAAACUCAAACGACCGUCACGAAAUGCCCGAAUUGCGUAAAUAUCUCGACCGAAAAACGGGUAAUAAUAACAAAGUUCAGGUGAGUUUUCCAAUGAUAGUGCGUCCAUUAGCCACGACUGGAAAAUUUCUGACUUCUCUGGGUCUCUAUUCUCUCGCUGAUGACGUCAUAGAACCAGACAAUAGUGCUUAAACACGAGAGAGCGCAGAGAAAAAUCAGACAUUCUCAAGUUGUGGCAUGUUGGCUUACCGCUUUAUUUUCCCUACUAAAAAAACUGUGACCGCAUUUGGAAUGGCUUGGCGCGUCGCGGUCGUAAAAUUUUGAUUUUCGAUGACACCGCGCGCAAGUCGUUUUGAGUCGGGUGCGUCAAAAUUCAACCUUUCAAAGAGUCUAUCUUACCAGCCAGCCAAAAACGAAAGAAAAUAGAUCUUAUCGAGUUAUAAAAAGCUUGAACGGCGCAAGUCGUUUCAAGUCGGGCGCAACUCUUAAAUAGCCAUUCCCGAUGCAACCUCGUCAAAAAGAGAAAAUAGCAUUCGAAGGUGAGAGAGUGACCAAAAAGAAAAAAAUAAAUAUGACUUUUUUUUUGCGAAAGCAAGACGUGACAGGUGUGAUGGUCCACGCUGAGAAGCGAAGAUGGACCAUCAAAGUAUCAAAGUAAGUAAGUAAGAAAGCAAGACACUUGAAACUUUUGGAAAGCUUUCGAUGCCACCGUGCGCAAGUCGUUUUGAGUCGGGUGCGUCAAAAUUCAACCUUUCAAAGAGCCUUUCAGUCAGCCAAAAAUCAAAAAUGAACAGAAAAAGUUCUUAUCGAGCCAUGAAAAGCUUGAACUGCGCAAGUCGUUUCAAGUCCGGCGCAACUCUCAAAUCGCCGUCCCAAGCGUUUCAAAUACCUUCCUUCCGCAAAAAAGUCAUACAUGUCCUUUUUCUCGGCCACUAUCUCAUGUUUACACGCUAUUUUCUCGUUUCUAUGACCGUUUCGUCGAGGGAAAAGAGAGCGCAGACAAGUCAGAGAUCAAAAAUGGAAUUUCCAGCCAAUGACCGACAAAAUCAGCCAUUCGCCGAGUGGACGAUUGAAAAAGAAGGAGAGCAAGUCAUCGUCCAACAACAGAUCACCAGCGUCGAAAUGA
Caenorhabditis auriculariae is the source of this 8922-nucleotide messenger RNA. NCBI's taxonomy places the organism in Eukaryota, Metazoa, Nematoda, Chromadorea, Rhabditida, Rhabditidae. The record is from the annotation of a GenBank genome assembly.